Fusarium musae is the source of this 864-nucleotide messenger RNA. RefSeq lists its product as uncharacterized. The record is from RefSeq and is a predicted model, not a curated record. Bases 1 to 864 code for a protein of 287 amino acids. NCBI's taxonomy places the organism in Eukaryota, Fungi, Ascomycota, Sordariomycetes, Hypocreales, Nectriaceae. The transcript is spliced from 5 exons.
AUGGUUCCUAUAUCGGCAGAUGAGCGCAACUCGCGCACCAUUUCUACAGCCGCCUGCUUGAUCAUCGGUGACGAAGUUCUGGGUGGAAAGAACCUCAAGCGCAUCGAGGUGAUAGAGGACGAUGAAGGCGAAAUUGUUGAGGCUGUUCAGAGAAUGAGUGACCGUUAUGACUUUGUUGUUACUAGGCACGACGACAUUACUUACCAAUCGAUCGCCAAGGCCUUCAACCUGCCUCUCAAACUACACCAAGAAACCUUUGACAAGAUGAAGCUGAUGUCAAAGGUUCAUCCCAACCAACCGAAGUUCGAUUGGGAUGUCGACUCGCCAGCAAGAAGGGCAAAACUUCGCAUGGCUGAGCUGCCAAUUGAUGAAUCUCGGGACCUUAAGAAGCAAGCUCUUUUCCCCCAUGAUGAUCUUUGGGUUCCCGUAUCAGUCGUGAACGGAAACAUCCAUAUCCUGCCGGGUAUCCCUAGACUCUUCCAGAGACUUCUCGAUGGGCUGAAGCCUCACAUCCUGCCACGUCUCAGUGACCCCGAAGGGAAGGGUACGCAUAGAGUACUGUUCUCUACGCCUCUUCCCGAGAGUGGUGUUGCUGACUACCUCACAACCUUGGCUGCUAAAGUUGGGCCCAAAGGUGUCAAGGUCGGAAGUUAUCCUCGCUGGGGCAGGAAAAACAACACGGUCACCCUUGUUGGACGGGAUUUGGACUAUCUUGAGAGUCUCGUUGAUGAAGUCCAAGCUGGCAUCCAGGGUCUGCGAGUUGAUGCUGAGAGUGACGGAGAAGAAGACCCGAAGGAGAUUAAGAAGCAGGCGACCGAAGACGCGGACAAGGACACCGCGGAGAAGGUUGUUGAGAAACCUUGA